Molecule: messenger RNA, 689 nt
Organism: Gastrolobium bilobum
Lineage: Eukaryota; Viridiplantae; Streptophyta; Magnoliopsida; Fabales; Fabaceae
Product: mitochondrial import inner membrane translocase subunit Tim9-like
Exons: 3
Coding region: 144-461 (105 amino acids)
Source: RefSeq, a predicted model, not a curated record
UGGACGCUGCAUUUUUCCCUGUUUCCAAAAAACAGAGCCGUUGGUGGGCAAAAACCUAAAACCCUUAUAAACCUUAAAAAUAAAAAAGAAUAAAAAAAUCUAACUAUUUUCAUCUCUUCUCUUUUUUUGUGUCUUAAUUGAAGAUGGAUAAGAACAUGUUUGCAGACUUGGAUAAUCUUCCUGAAGAAGAUAAGCACAAAAUGUCCACCAUGAUAGACCAGCUCCAAAUCCGAGACAGUCUAAAGAUGUAUAAUUCAUUAGUGGAAAGAUGUUUCAAGGAUUGUGUCAAUACUUUCUAUCGGAAAUCUCUGACCAAGCAAGAGGAAACAUGUGUUAUCAGAUGUGCUGAAAAAUUCUUGAGGCUUUCAAUGCAAGUUGGCUUGAGAUUUUCAGAUCUCAACCAAGGAGCAUCUACAACAGAUAAAGGCUUCAACAUUUCUUUGGAGGGGCUUUUUAGCUGAGUAAUCAGGUCUGGUCACUUCUCUCUUCAACUUGCUUUUUGUUGAGGAUUGUCCAAAUAGCAGAUUCAAAGAGAAAAGUGGCAUGGAAUCGAACAAGGUCCUGAAUUGGUGCUUCUCUUAAUUCUAAAUGUCGUGCAAAUGCUUGAAUCUUUGUUUAUCUUGUAGCUAGACUAGAACUAUCCUACUAUGUUUCUAAGCAUUUUGUAGCUUAUUUCUGUAUUUAUAUUU